Messenger RNA from Australozyma saopauloensis, 450 nucleotides. Its product is annotated as signal recognition particle subunit. Bases 1 to 450 code for a protein of 149 amino acids. NCBI's taxonomy places the organism in Eukaryota, Fungi, Ascomycota, Pichiomycetes, Serinales, Metschnikowiaceae. The transcript has a single exon. The record is from RefSeq and is a predicted model, not a curated record.
AUGGACACAUUCAUCGAUUCCGCAACGGAACUCUUGGAGGCUUAUCCCGGAGCAACCGUGUCGAUCACCUACUCCAAUGUGCACAAAAAAGAAAGUAAAAAAGUGACUGCAGACUCCAAGAGAGCCGUCAACAAAGUCAAGUUCAAAGUCUAUGAUGCUGGUCUGAGUAAAAGCGUCCGCUAUUCCACAACAAAGACUAAGGAAUUGUCCAAGCUACUCACAUUUCUCGGCCCCAUUGGUGUCAGCACAAAGAGAAAGGCGGCCGACGAGGAGGACGAAUCUGCAAAGAGACCCAAGACCUCUACAGGUGCAGCUGGAAUCAUGAGUAAUUACAAAGCAGAGGAGCUUCCUGUUGCUAGUGCUGAGAGCGAAGCCGUGGAUGUGCCUAAGACCGAGGAGGUUGCUGGGGCCAAGAAGGGUAAGAAAGGAAAGAAGGGAAAGAAGAAGUGA